Molecule: messenger RNA, 483 nt
Organism: Xylaria bambusicola
Lineage: Eukaryota; Fungi; Ascomycota; Sordariomycetes; Xylariales; Xylariaceae
Exons: 2
Coding region: 1-483 (160 amino acids)
Source: RefSeq, a predicted model, not a curated record
AUGGAGCAUAUUGAGCAUGAGACGAUGAUCGGUGAGGCCCUGACAGAUUCCGUCAACGCUGACGAAGAACAGAUCCUAGAUCCCAAUGCAAGCGAGCACAAGCUUGAGCUACUCUACGGACAGAUGGCGAACAUUCUCUUGCAGCUUUCUACCUUAACAUUCUCUAGAAUUGGAUCUCUGGUUGAGCACGAAGAUGGCCACACAACAAUUUCGGUCGAAGAUGAGGACGAUGCUCGGGACAAAUACGUCGCUCGCCAGCUUUUCCGGCAGCUCGCAUCUGACGGGCGACUUAUGUCUGAAGCUGAGCCUGAGGAAAACAGCAAGAGUCUAUCCAGAUAUCUGAUAUACUCCUCUGAUUUUCGUCCUUCAAACGUCUUGGUUGACAAAGAUCUCCGUGUACUAUCAGGAACGGCUCAGUCGUCUCACAUCAAGAGAAAAGGAAACCAUGGACGAAAAUGCCAAGAUGAAGAUGGAGGGGGUUAA